GAGCUCGGCACAGGGAGCCCGGUAGGGGUAGGCCUGCCCGGCGGAGGAGCCCGCCUCGCCCCCGGCCCUAGAAAGCGCCCGGCGUGGCCCAGCCCCGGGAGGAGCCCGCCGCUCCGGGCCCGGCUGCCGCGGAGGUUUUAGGGAAAGCUCCGUGCCCAGGCCGCGCCGUACAUACAGAGGCGUGUAGGUAGGUGUGCCUGCAGGAGCCGGCCGCUGUAGUUGUUGUCCAAGAAAAAUGUGGCAGCCUCUGCGAAAUAUGUACCCGCUGCGGUUUGUAUCUCCCUUCUGCGACUUGCUGAGUACUUAAAUUCCCUUUGGCACAUUAGUAGGGCUGUUGAGGUACUUUGCACUUCGUUUCGUAAGUGAAUAAGUGCUUUUCUUUCUUCGUGUAUUGAGUUGCUAUUGAAUUGCUUCCCAUAUUUUUAUUUCAUACAAACUGAACAAUUGUGGCCCCUCUAUUUUAUUUAUAAAGGUUCAGUGUAUCUUUGCCUGCCUACAUCAAUCUGCAAGGGAGUUGCAGAAAAGCCUCAUGUUCAUCGAGCCGUGUGGGCAAGAAAACUUUUCCUUUAAAACUUUUCAACAGUGGGCAUAAAAUUCUGCAGCUGAGGUCUUGAAGAAUGCAGAUGGGAGAUGAAACCAGACAAAGGGUGAAGUUUACAGACGAUCGUGUUUGCAAGAGCCACCUUCUGGAUUGCUGUCCGCAUGAUAUCCUGGCCGGAACACGAAUGGACCUGGGAGAGUGUACAAAGAUCCAUGACUUGGCACUCCGAGCAGAUUAUGAGAUUGCAAGUAAAGAGAGAGAUCUGUUUUUUGAGCUGGAUGCGAUGGAUCACCUGGAAUCCUUCAUUGCAGAGUGUGAUAGGAGAACAGAACUGGCCAAGAAACGCCUGGCGGAGACGCAGGAAGAGAUCAGUGCUGAAGUGUCUGCAAAGGCGGAGAAAGUACAUGAGCUGAAUGAAGACAUUGGAAAACUCCUAGCUAAAGCUGAACAGCUGGGAGCUGAAGGAAAUGUCGAUGAGUCUCAAAAGAUCCUGAUGGAAGUGGAGAAAGUCCGAGCGAAAAAGAAAGAGGCAGAGGAAGAAUACCGAAAUUCAAUGCCUGCAUCCAGUUUCCAGCAGCAGAAGCUGCGUGUGUGUGAAGUCUGUUCAGCAUAUCUGGGUCUCCAUGACAACGACCGGCGUCUCGCUGACCACUUUGGAGGCAAAUUACACUUGGGUUUCAUUCAGAUCCGUGAGAAACUGGAUCAGCUGAGGAAAACAGUGGCAGAAAAGCAAGAGAAGAGAAACCAGGAUCGUUUGAGACGGAGAGAGGAGAGAGAACGAGAGGAGAGAAUGGGCAGACGGUCUGGAUCAAGAAACAGAGAUCGUCGAAGAUCCCGGUCUCGGGAUAGGCGGCGGAGACGCUCGAGAUCAGCUUCCCGUGAGCGGCGGAAGUCUCGCUCCCGGUCCCGAGACCGACACAGACGCCACCGGAGCCGUUCCCGCAGCCACAGCAGAGGUCACCGACGGGGGUCCAGAGACAGGAGUUCAAAACACAAAAAAGAAGUUUGGACAAUUAGGAAGUGAGGAAGACCCUGUAAUAACUAUUACUAAAGAGCAGAUCUUCUAGAGAUCGAUCUUCAAGAGAAAAGUCACGAGACAGAGAGAGAAAAGAGAAGAGCUCUUCUGAGAGGCGGCACGAGAGCACAAAUGGCAAAUCUCGUUCCAAGAGAUCAGAAGAGAGAGAAGCUGGCGAGAUCUGAACUCAAACGAUCUGUGUUGCACUGUAAAUAGUCUGAUAAACAUUCUACACAAAGCCUAAAUUUCCCAUUUAUAUUUACUGAAUACAACUCAUCUUUUGUAGUUUGGAAUUUUUAUUGUUUGGCAGAUAGCUGUGAGUUUGUAGAGACACAGUUACGUACUGUUUAACAGGAUUUUGUUUUAGUAGGAAUAAAUAAAUCUGGACGGAUCGUUUCCAAUUCAG
Molecule: messenger RNA, 1962 nt
Organism: Athene cunicularia (burrowing owl)
Lineage: Eukaryota; Metazoa; Chordata; Aves; Strigiformes; Strigidae
Gene: LUC7L
Product: LUC7 like
Exons: 12
Coding region: 618-1565 (315 amino acids)
Biological process (GO): mRNA splice site recognition
Cellular component (GO): U1 snRNP; U2-type prespliceosome
Molecular function (GO): mRNA binding
Source: RefSeq, a predicted model, not a curated record